UUCCAAAACCUAAACCCCAAAGCCUCUCUCAGGCCUCAGGUCAGGAGUCAGGUGAACAAGAAAGAGCCAAACCGCAAAAACAAAGUCACUGCUCCUUUAGAUCCCUCUCUCACUAUCUCGGUAAUCUUGCCCAAUCUAGUUCCAUUACUUACACGGGCCAGUAAUAGAGCUGCAGCCUUGUAUAUAUCAGAUUAGUUGGGAAUACAAGUAUUCUCUUCUUGUUCUUUAUUUUGAUCUGAUUUGUUACUUCAAUCUCUAACUUCCUGUUUUGGUCGUUUAUUGCGUCCUUUUCUACUUGCUACCUUCUUAUUAGGUUCUUCAUUUCCGUGCCUAGAAUCAAGUUUAUAGAAGUUGGUUGUCCUUAUGUUUGAUAAAAGUUCUCAGUGAAAAAUCUUCAUACAGUAGUUCACUUCAAACUGUUAAUGUUUCUGGGUUUUUAUUUGGCGGAUGGGUAUUGGAGAUUUAUGACAUUAGUGCAUAGAAUAUUGAGUUUGUUGUAUGGGUAUGUUUCAUUUUGAGGAAGAACUCAGAACAUGCUUUUUCUGCGGCCUAUCCGCAGAUUCUGCCAUUCUGCUGCUGCUGCCGCCAUUGCAUCAACUGGUAGUCGUGCUCCUGUAGCUAAUCACGUUUUGCAUCAGAAACCUUUGGAGGAUCCUGCCCUUGUCAAGUUAAAAGCAGAGAGAGACCCCGAAAAGCUAUUUAACCUUUUCAAGGCCAAUGCUCAGAAUAGGCUUGUCAUUGAGAACCGAUUUGCAUUUGAAGACACUGUUUCUCGUUUAGCUGGCGCUCGUCGAUUUGAUUACAUUGAGCAUUUGCUUGAGCACCAAAAGACUCUUCCACAAGGCAGACGUGAAGGCUUCAUUGUGAGGAUUAUAAUGUUGUAUGGUAAGGCGGGGAUGACUAAGCAUGCUAUAAAUACCUUCUAUGAUAUGCAUUUAUAUGGAUGUAAAAGGACAAUUAAAUCUUUCAAUGCUGCACUUAAGGUUUUGACAGGGACCCGUGAUUUAGGAGUAAUUGAGGCAUUUCUUAAUGAGGCAACUCAGAAGUUAGACAUCAUACUGGAUACUUUUUCAGUUAAUAUCAUUAUUAAGGCUUUUUGUGAAAUCGGUAUUUUGGAUAGAGCAUAUUUGGUCAUGGUACAGAUGGAAAAGUUGGGGAUAAGGCCUGAUGUGAUUACAUAUACAACGCUUAUAUCAGCAUUUUAUAACAACAAUCGAUUGGAGAUUGGUAAUGGUCUGUGGAACCUUAUGGUGCGUAAGGGGUGCUUACCCAACCUUGCAACGUUUAAUGUUAGAGUACAAUUUCUAGUCAAGAGAAGGCAAUCAUGGCAAGCUAAUGACUUGAUGGGUUUGAUGCAGAGAAUUGGGAUUUCACCUGAUGAGGUUACUUAUAAUUUGGUCAUCAAAGGGUUCUGUCAGGCUGGGUAUCUUGAGAUGGCUAAAAGAGUUUACUCUGCAUUACAUGCGAAGGGGUAUAAGCCCAAUGUUAAAAUUUAUCAAACCAUGAUUCAUUAUUUGUGUAAGGGUGGGGAGUUUGAUUUGGCAUAUACAAUGUGUAAAGACUGCAUGAGAAGAAAUUGGUUUUUGAACGUGGAUACCAUUUAUGCAUUGCUUGAGGGGCUAAAAAAGAACAGGCAUUUCGGCAAGGCUAAGAUGAUUGUGACAUUAGCUCAAAGAAGAGUGCCUCCUUUUUCUUCAAAUCAAUUGAGUUCUUUCCAGUCCAUAUUAUCUAGAAGUUGAUUCACUUGAUUGAAAGACAUGGAUAAGUUUGAUUAUUGUAAUCUCCAGCUAACAGGUCUAGCAAUUCCUUUCAAUUGAUUUUGAUAGAUUGUUGAACUAAAUGAACAUCAAGUCGAACUGGUUACGUCAGAUAAAGGAAACGUACUUUUCUUCAAUUAAUCUAUUGUACAAACUCAAUAAAGUUGUGGUGAGAUGAAGGUCUAAUGGACGGUGCUGUGUUCUUCAUUAUUUAUGAAGAGCUUGAUAACAAGAGAAGGAAGUCAAUUGUCUCAUUGCUACAUUUUGCUUGACUGCUAAUAUUGGACAGAAGUCACAAAUGAACGUUGCUACUGCGAGAAAGCGAAAGCUCAUUGAAGAAACGAGCCUGGAAUAAAGGGUACUUUAGCUGAAUCAAUCUUUAGGGGCAAGAGGCCGGAAUUCCAGUGGUGGAACUGUUAGGCAGCUGAAAAAAGAGCUUAAAUCGAAACUCCUGGUCCAUAUGAGCAUGUCUUUUUAGUGUGACAAGUUGAUAUUGAACGAGUCUGAGCUUAACAGAGUAACUUGUUGGCUGGUUGGAUGUGCAUUAUGUGGGCUACUUGGAUGGAUUCUAGGCUUCUGAUCUUUGCAUAACCACAAAAUUGUUUUAGUCACAUUAAUGCCUUUUGAGUUGCCUGAAUAGGGAUUUAGUUCCAACUUGGGAUGAACUUGGGGGGGAUUGCUUUUGCAUUUCUUUGCUUUGGUCGGUAAUGUGUAAUGUGCAGAGCUGAAAUGACAGUGGCCUGCCAGAUUACAAAGCUCGUUUUCUGUAUCUAACAUGAUUUUAAUUGAUGAAAAUCGCGAAAGUUCAAUUC
This is a messenger RNA of Manihot esculenta (cassava), 2569 nucleotides long. RefSeq names its product pentatricopeptide repeat-containing protein At1g80150, mitochondrial. NCBI's taxonomy places the organism in Eukaryota, Viridiplantae, Streptophyta, Magnoliopsida, Malpighiales, Euphorbiaceae. The coding region runs from base 534 to 1739 and encodes 401 amino acids. The transcript is spliced from 3 exons. Gene Ontology annotation, molecular function: protein binding. The record is from RefSeq and is a predicted model, not a curated record.